Fusarium proliferatum ET1 is the source of this 2127-nucleotide messenger RNA. RefSeq lists its product as uncharacterized. The transcript has a single exon. NCBI's taxonomy places the organism in Eukaryota, Fungi, Ascomycota, Sordariomycetes, Hypocreales, Nectriaceae. Bases 1 to 2127 code for a protein of 708 amino acids. The record is from RefSeq and is a predicted model, not a curated record.
AUGACAAAGCUAAAUUUCCCGGCCAUUCUCCUGGCUGUAUUUGUUACUGCGUCCUAUGCUCAAGAAGCUCCAAGCCAACAACCUCUGCCAGAUUCAGUAGAGAAUCUUCUAAAGUCUCACACAAUUAAACGUUCUUGCAACGCUGCUUGUGUUCAAGUCUCUCUGGACGAUAUCACUCCCUCUCUUGACUCCAAGGGCCAGGUCAAAUGCUGUCCUGUGGGUACAACUUUCGACGGCAUCACCUGCGUCUCCAAACCGACAACAGUUUGUCCCCCAAACACAACACUGCAGGCAGGAGCAUGUGUUUCUGAUCAGAAGCCUUCAUGCCCAACCGGCACUGUUCUUCAGGACGAGAAAUGUGUUUCGAUUAUCGAACCGGGCUGCUUGUCUGGAGCGCGCUUCGACAGCGGUAACUGUAUCUCUAUUCAACCUCCCUCAUGUGGCCCAGGAUUUGACUUCAACGGCGUCUCAUGUAUUUCAACUCAGCCACUGGUUUGCCCAGCAGGGUAUACUGUUGUGGGAAGUCUCUGUGUGCAUAAUUUGCCACCAACAUGUCCCACUGGAGAAAAGCUUGAAGCUGGGUCUUGUACUCAUGCACUCCCCCCUUCUUGUCCAUCAGCAAUGACACUUGAGGAUGGCCUUUGUGUCAAGAAGCAGACCCCAGUGUGUGCAGCCGGCUUUGUGUUCAAUGAGGACAGCAAGAGCUGCUCUCACCUUGAGAAACCCACUUGUCCUUCUGGCUCAACAUUCAGUGGACGAGUCUGUAUUUCGGAUAAACUACCUAAGUGCAAAGAAGGCGAGUACAAAGGCGGAGUCUGUCAGAGUUCCGAGGGGCCUGACUGCGUUCCUGGCGCCACUGCGAUAGACAGUACUUGUGCGAUGCCGUUUUUCUGCCAGGAUGGACUUGUGAAAUCCCGAGACCCCAAGACGGGUGGUGAAAAUUGUUGCCCAGAAGGGAUGGGCUGGAAUGAAGCCAAGAGACUCUGUCUACGGCCUGCUACCGACUCUACGGCUUGUCCGAAUGGGAGUAGCUUCAAUGCCGGAGAGUGUGCGUCUACACCCCAGGAUAUCGACUGUCCACCGGGCUUCACCUUCAAUGGCCGUGUUUGUGCCCAUUUCCAGGCUCCAUCAUGUUCGGAAAAUACCAGCUUAUCCAACAACACUUGCAUCUUCACAGAUAAGCCUACAUGCGACGAGGGAACGUUUAAUGGAUCAGCUUGUGUGACGUCUCAAACACCCAGCUGUUCAGGAGAGUCUAUCUUGUCAGGCGAGAGCUGUGUCUCGACCAUACCCACCAGUUGCCCGGACCAAAUGAUACUACGCGGGGCUUGGUGCAUUUCUGCAAGCAAUCCUGUUUGUCCCCCAGGAUCAACCUCAGCUGGUGGAAUCUGUAUUACAACCAGCACGCCCACUUGCGUCACAGGGACUCUGAAAGACGGUACCUGCAUCGCCAGCACGGGUCCAACUUGUCCCGAUCAGACUAUCUUUGAUGGCAAAUAUUGUGUUUCUCGGGAUCCUCCGGCCUGCGAGGCAGUCUUCACUUGGAAUGGAACAGCAUGCGUCUCGCAUGUCAUCCCAGCCUGCCCUGAUAAUGCUACCUUUGACGGAACAGCCUGCCUCCAUAAACAGGCUCCUACGUGUCCCUCAAAUACGCACCUCCAGGGAGACAAGUGUAUCAGCCAAUCGCGCCCUAACUGCCCUGAAGACUAUGUCUUCUCCUCCCAAGGAUGUAUUUCUGGGAAGCUGCCAGAAUGUCCGCCCGACAUGCACUUGCAAGGCGAUAAUUGCGUUUCUAGCGAGCCACCAACCUGUCUUCCUGGUACACAGCUCAUCAACGGCUCUUGUGUUGCAAUCAAUGGGCCAAACUGCCCUCCUGGCAGCCAACUGCGCCCUGAAGGAUGCGUCACUAUCACGGUCCCAUCAUGUCCUCAUGGUUCAUCCCUUCGGGAUAACAAGUGCGUCUCCAGCGGUGGCGCGAAGUGUACACUUCCUCUUGUCGUCUCGGGCGAUAAGUGUGUAUCUCCAGAACCGCCUGUCUGCCCUGCAGGCACCACUUUGUCUCUUGGGAGGUGUACUCUGGUCGCAACUCAUGGUUGUUAUAGUAUGCAGUAUUGUCCUCCAUUGUAA